Molecule: messenger RNA, 1306 nt
Organism: Chelonus insularis
Lineage: Eukaryota; Metazoa; Arthropoda; Insecta; Hymenoptera; Braconidae
Product: testis-specific serine/threonine-protein kinase 4-like
Exons: 6
Coding region: 200-1261 (353 amino acids)
Biological process (GO): intracellular signal transduction; protein phosphorylation
Cellular component (GO): cytoplasm
Molecular function (GO): ATP binding; protein serine/threonine kinase activity
Source: RefSeq, a predicted model, not a curated record
UACUGCAAAAAAACAUUUACUUUUGAACUUUUUGUCGUAUUUUGAACUCAUUCCCCACAAAAUGUCACUUAUUUCCAAAUUUAUGAAUUGUUAUUGUGAUAUAACGUGUAUUAGUCUUAUUAUCUCAAGACGUAAACAAACAAUCUCAUGACGCAAUUCACAAGUAAAAAUGUUAUUAUUUUAUUAAAAUGGCUAAAAAAUGGCAAGCUCAUCUACAAGUCCUACGACAUCCUUUAAAACAGCACCUUCAGAAAAGCAUGACGAUCAAACUGAUCGAAAGAAAACGGUCCUUGAAACACAUGGCUACUCAUUAGGAAAAAUUAUUGGAAAUGGUUCAUAUGCCACUGUGAAAAUAGCAAAAUCAGAACGACAUGAUUCACAAGUGGCUGUUAAAAUAGUAUCUAAAUUUCAUGCUCCGUCAGACUAUUUAAUGAAAUUUCUUCCGCGAGAGAUAGAAGUUGUAAAAGGAUUAAGACAUCCAAAUUUGAUUCGUUUUAUACAAGCCAUAGAAACAACUCACAGAGUUUACAUAAUAAUGGAGUAUGCACAGAAUGGUAGUCUACUUGACAUUAUUCGUCGUGAUAUGUAUAUUGAUGAAAUAAGAAGUCGACAUUGGUUUAAGCAACUAUUAGAUGCUAUUGCUUAUUGCCAUAGUUGUGGAGUGGUGCAUCGAGACAUCAAAUGUGAAAAUUUAUUAAUGGAUCAACACUUAAAUAUCAAAUUAUCUGACUUUGGAUUUGCUCGUGGUCAAAUGAAUCCUCAAGAUGGCUCGAUAAUACUUAGUGAAACAUUUUGUGGAAGUUUUGCUUAUGCUUCACCAGAAAUCCUUCGAGGUAUUCCUUAUCAACCGCAACUCUCCGAUGUUUGGUCCUUAGGAGUUGUAUUAUAUGCCAUGGUUUAUGGACGUCUUCCAUUUGAUGAUAAAAAUUAUGCACAACUUCUAAAGCAAGUAAAAAGUAGUGUAAAGUUUCCAAAAGCUCCAAAAGUAUCCUACGCAUGUCGUUUACUUAUUUCACGAAUGCUUGUACCUCAAGAAUCACGUGCUACAGUGGAACAAUUAAAAAAUGAUGAUUGGGUAGUUGCAUCAGUAAUAUCUGAUAAAAAAUCAUCACAAGGAAAAUCAUUAAAUAUAUUACCUGCGGCUAAUUCACAAAAAAAUCCAGAUGCUGAAGAACGCGAAAUAAUGAAUCGUAUGGUUCUCUUUGAUGAUCAAAUACAUAAAACGAAAACAGUUACAAAAAAUCGAUUUAUGAAAUUUUAAUAAUUAUUAAUAAUCAACCAUAAUUAAUCCAGAAUUUACUCAUUU